Molecule: messenger RNA, 2677 nt
Organism: Myotis daubentonii (Daubenton's bat)
Lineage: Eukaryota; Metazoa; Chordata; Mammalia; Chiroptera; Vespertilionidae
Gene: PABPC1
Product: poly(A) binding protein cytoplasmic 1
Molecular function (GO): RNA binding
Source: RefSeq, a predicted model, not a curated record
GCGGUGCUUCCCCUUCUCCCCGGCGGUUAGUGCUGAGAGUGCGGAGUGUGUGCUCCGGGCUCGGAACACACAUUUAUUAUUAAAAAACCCAAAAAAAAUCUAAAAAAACCUCUUAAAAAACCCAAAAAAAAAUUUAACAAAAAAGUCCGCGUCUCCCCCCCGCCGGAGACUUUUAUUUUUAUUUUUUCUUCCUUUUUAUAAAAAUAACCCGGUGAAGCAGCCGAGACCGACCCGCCCGCGGCCCCGCAGCAGCUCCAAGCAGGAACCCAGAGACCGAGGCCUUCUCGCCGCCCGGACCCGACCCCGCAGCACCUCGCCCCCAGCCGGCAGCCAGCGGCCAGCGGCAGCGGACCGACCCCCGUCCUGCGGCGGCUGUUGAGUAGUUGUCGAUUCCGCUCGAUUUUUGUCCCUCCGCGCUCGCCCCCGCUCCCCUCCCCCGGCGCCGCCCCCGGCCCCGCACUCGCUCCCCUCCGCUCACGGAAAGGUCGCGGCCUGUGGCCCCGCGGGCAGCCGUUCCGAGAUGAACCCCAGCGCCCCCAGCUACCCGAUGGCCUCGCUCUACGUGGGGGACCUCCACCCCGACGUGACCGAGGCGAUGCUCUACGAGAAGUUCAGCCCGGCCGGGCCCAUCCUCUCCAUCCGGGUCUGCAGGGACAUGAUCACCCGCCGCUCCCUGGGCUACGCGUAUGUGAACUUCCAGCAGCCGGCGGACGCGGAGCGUGCUUUAGACACCAUGAAUUUUGAUGUUAUAAAGGGCAAGCCAGUUCGCAUCAUGUGGUCUCAGCGUGAUCCAUCACUUCGCAAAAGUGGAGUGGGCAACAUAUUCAUUAAAAAUUUGGACAAAUCCAUUGAUAAUAAAGCACUGUAUGAUACGUUUUCUGCUUUUGGUAACAUCCUUUCAUGUAAGGUGGUUUGUGAUGAAAAUGGUUCCAAGGGUUAUGGAUUUGUACAUUUUGAGACACAGGAAGCAGCUGAAAGAGCUAUUGAAAAAAUGAACGGGAUGCUUUUAAAUGAUCGUAAAGUAUUUGUUGGGCGAUUUAAGUCUCGUAAAGAACGAGAAGCAGAACUUGGAGCUAGGGCAAAAGAGUUCACCAAUGUUUACAUCAAGAAUUUUGGAGAAGACAUGGAUGAUGAGCGCCUUAAGGAUCUCUUUGGCAAGUUUGGACCUGCCUUAAGUGUGAAAGUAAUGACAGAUGAAAGUGGAAAAUCCAAAGGUUUUGGAUUUGUAAGCUUCGAAAGGCAUGAAGAUGCACAGAAAGCUGUGGAUGAGAUGAAUGGAAAGGAGCUCAAUGGAAAACAAAUUUACGUUGGUCGAGCUCAGAAAAAAGUGGAACGGCAGACGGAACUUAAACGCAAAUUCGAACAGAUGAAGCAAGAUAGGAUCACCAGAUACCAGGGUGUUAACCUUUAUGUGAAAAAUCUUGAUGAUGGUAUUGAUGAUGAACGUCUCCGGAAAGAGUUCUCUCCAUUUGGUACAAUCACUAGCGCAAAGGUUAUGAUGGAGGGUGGUCGCAGCAAAGGGUUUGGUUUUGUAUGUUUCUCCUCCCCAGAAGAAGCCACUAAAGCAGUUACAGAAAUGAAUGGUAGAAUUGUGGCUACCAAACCAUUGUAUGUAGCUUUAGCUCAGCGCAAAGAAGAGCGCCAGGCUCACCUCACUAACCAGUAUAUGCAGAGAAUGGCAAGUGUGAGAGCUGUGCCCAACCCCGUAAUCAACCCCUACCAGCCAGCACCUCCUUCAGGUUACUUCAUGGCAGCUAUCCCACAGACUCAGAACCGUGCUGCAUACUAUCCUCCUAGCCAAAUUGCUCAACUAAGACCAAGUCCUCGCUGGACUGCUCAGGGUGCCAGACCUCAUCCAUUCCAAAAUAUGCCCGGUGCUAUCCGCCCAGCCGCUCCUAGACCACCAUUUAGUACUAUGAGACCAGCUUCUUCACAGGUUCCACGAGUCAUGUCCACACAGCGUGUUGCUAACACAUCAACACAGACAAUGGGUCCUCGUCCUGCAGCGGCUGCUGCUGCAGCUACUCCUGCUGUCCGCACUGUUGCACAGUAUAAAUACGCUCCAGGAGUUCGCAAUCCUCAACAGCAUCUUAAUGCACAGCCACAAGUUACCAUGCAACAGCCUGCUGUUCAUGUACAAGGUCAGGAGCCUUUGACUGCUUCUAUGUUGGCAUCUGCCCCUCCUCAAGAGCAAAAGCAAAUGUUGGGUGAACGGCUGUUUCCUCUCAUUCAAGCAAUGCACCCUACUCUUGCUGGUAAAAUCACUGGCAUGUUGUUGGAGAUCGAUAAUUCAGAACUUCUUCAUAUGCUUGAGUCUCCAGAGUCUCUCCGUUCUAAAGUUGAUGAAGCUGUAGCCGUACUACAAGCCCACCAAGCUAAAGAGGCUGCCCAGAAAGCAGUUAACAGUGCCACCGGUGUUCCAACUGUUUAAAAUUGAUCAGGGACCAUGAAAAGAAACUCGUGCUUCACCGAAGAAAAAUAUCUAAACAUCGAAAAACAAUAUUACGGAAAAAAAAAACAUUGCAAAAUAUAAAAUAAAUAAAAAAAGGAAAGGAAACUUUGGACCUUAUGUACCGAGCAAAUGCCAGGUCUAGCAAAAAUAAUGCUAGUCCUAGAUUACUUAUUGAUUUAAAAACAAAAACAAAAAAAACACAAAAAAAAUAGUAAAAUAUAAAAA